Messenger RNA from Trichosurus vulpecula (common brushtail), 4093 nucleotides. RefSeq names its product SKI like proto-oncogene (gene SKIL). The transcript is spliced from 8 exons. Bases 422 to 2494 code for a protein of 690 amino acids. Gene Ontology annotation, cellular component: nucleus. Gene Ontology annotation, biological process: negative regulation of BMP signaling pathway. Lineage: Eukaryota; Metazoa; Chordata; Mammalia; Diprotodontia; Phalangeridae. The record is from RefSeq and is a predicted model, not a curated record. Gene Ontology annotation, molecular function: RNA polymerase II cis-regulatory region sequence-specific DNA binding; SMAD binding; DNA-binding transcription factor activity, RNA polymerase II-specific.
GGGGUUGGGGAGUGAGAGAGCAGAUGCUGCCAGGACCAGGGGUUUGUCCCUGACCUCUCGAGUAGGGGGCUCGGAAGGGCGAAAGGGGAGGGGGAGCAGAUGCUGUUCUCGGCUGGAGGAGGGGUGUUCCUGACCAUCCUGUAUUUAUUGAAAGGAUAAUGAAAGUAACAUUGUCCCAGACCCAAAUCUGGCAGAUUUGUCUUUAGGUACUGUUACUUUGGGUUGCAGAAAUCCAGCUGGAGAUACUGACAGUGGUCAUAUCUGCUGACAUCACUACGGGGCCAGUUAUAGACAGCUUUUCAUUUGUCUGUUAAUAUAGACUGUCUUUUGGAGGAAUACGUUUUUCCAGUAUCCUCAGAACAAACCACCAAACUAAGAUGCAAAUUUCAUAGCUAAUUAUUUGAAGCUUCACAGUUCAACCAUGGAAACUCUCCAAACUAGCUUCCCUUUGGUUCAGGGCUCCAAUAAAAAACGGAAUGGGCUAAGAGAUGAGGGCAGCCCUCCCAUGAAAAAAAUGAUGACAGAAAUGCACGUAAAUGGGAAAGUGCUGAUAAACACAUUGCCAACCGUAAAGAAGGAGAACUUGGAUGACUAUGGUGAUGCUCCAAUGGAGACAGAUGGGGAAAAGGCCAAAUCCAGCUGUAAUUCAGCAUCUGAACCUUUACAUUUAAACCCUAGUUUAAAGCACACACUGGCACAAUUCCACUUAAGUAGUCAGAGCUCCCUGGGUGGGCCUGCAGCGUUUUCAGCUCGUUAUUCCCAAGAGAGCAUGUCUCCUACUGUAUUCUUGCCUCUCCCCUCACCUCAGACUCUUCCUGGGCCUUUGCUCAUUCCUCCAGAUAGUUCCACUGAACUUACUCAAACUGUCCUGGAGGGAGAAUCAAUUUCUUGUUUCCAGGUUGGAGGAGAAAAGAGACUGUGUUUGCCUCAAGUCUUAAAUUCUGUUCUCCGAGAUUUUUCACUCCAGCAAAUAAAUACUGUGUGUGAUGACUUGUACAUAUAUUGUUCACGGUGCACCUCGGAACAACUUCACAUCCUGAAGGUCUUGGGAAUCCUUCCAUUUAAUGCCCCAUCCUGUGGGCUAAUCACACUCACUGAUGCUCAAAGACUGUGUAAUGCUUUGCUCCGUCCACGUACCUGCCCUCAAAAUGGUAGCAUGCUUCCUGCUAAAAACUCCUUGGCCCAGUUACAAGAGACUGGCAGGGCCUUUGAAGUGGAACAUGAGUGCUUGGGUAAAUGCCAGGGCUUAUUUGCGCCCCAGUUUUAUGUUCAGCCCGAUGCGCCGUGUAUACAGUGUCUGGAAUGCUGUGGAAUGUUUGCGCCCCAGACGUUUGUGAUGCAUUCGCACAGAUCCCCUGACAAGAGGACCUGCCACUGGGGCUUUGAAUCAGCCAAGUGGCCUUGCUAUCUCCACGUAAACCAAAAAUACUUAGGGACGCCGGAAGAAAAGAAACUCAACAGUCUUUUAGAGGAAAUGAAGGAGAAAUUUAGUGUCCGGAGUGGAAAGAGAGCUCAGUCCAAAGCAGAUACACCCCCAGGGCUGGAAUUGCCAUCAUGGUAUCCAGUUAUAAAGCAGGAAGGUGACUCUGUUUCUCAGCCUCCUCCAUUCAUCCAUCCCAGCUACUACCUGUACAUGUGUGAUAAAGUGGUUGCUCCAAAUGUGUCACUUACUUCAGCUGCCUCGCCAUGUAAAGAGGUCACGAAAGCUGGGGCCAGAAUGGCAGAAGGGAGCAAGUCUCUGCCAGGGCUGCCUGAGAAAUCUUAUGCCAGCAGCAAAUCGCGCAGAGCCGCCUCUUACCCGGAGCUUUCCCUUGAGGAGCAAGAGAAGAUGGAUCUGAAAUCCAGUCAAGAACUUGGCACCCGCCUAGAUCCAUCCGUGUCCACUGGUUCUACAAAUAAAAAGCCAUUGGAGCCCAAAGCUUGUAGCACAGACCCAGAAACCAGCAAGGCGGAAAGGGGCCGAGAGGCAUCAACUCUCUGGCCAUCGAUUAUCAAGGAUAUCAGUUGUGAGGACGAUAAGGGGAAAAUCAUGGAGGAAGUGAUGAGAACCUACGUCAAAAAACAAGAAAAAUUGAAUUCUAUCCUACAGAAAAAGCAGCAGCUUCAGAUGGAAGUGGAAAUGCUGAGCAGUUCAAAAGCCAUGAAAGAACUCACCGAAGAACAGCAGAAUUUACAAAAAGAGCUGGAGUCUUUACAGACUGAGCAUGCUCAGAGGAUGGAAGAAUUCUACAUUGAACAGAGGGACUUGGAGAAGAAACUGGACCAAGUGAUGAAGCAAAAAUGUACCUGCGACUCAACUUUAGAGAAAGACAAGGAGGCUGAGUAUGCUGCCCAGUUGGCUGAGCUGCGCCAGAGACUGGAUCAUGCUGAGGCAGACAGACAGGAGCUUCAGGACGAACUCCGGCAGGAGCGAGAAGCCAGGCAAAAGCUGGAGAUGAUGAUAAAGGAAUUAAAGCAUCAGAUUGUGAAAUCUUCCAAGACUGUUAAAGAGUAGAGACCAGCAAGGAGAACUCCCCUGUGCUCUCCCAGCGGGGCUUUGUGAUUAAACUGUGAGAACCAUGAGGCAUUCUCUUGAUUUGGAGUUUACAGGGAAAGUGAAGAGAUGACAUAUAUAUAUAUUCAGAUUUUUAGAUUUUCCAAAUGAAUGAAAAUCUGUUUCUUUGUACUAGUGUUUUUUUUUAAAUCUUAAACAACUAGUAACAAUGAAACUGUAUGUUUUAAAAUAGGUGUCUGUCUCUACUUCUAAUGCAAACGACUGUUGUGUACCUUUCUAAAACAGCAUUGUAUGACAGGGAAUACCCUGUGGUCCAUUUUAUUGUUACCCAUGUUUCACACUUGCUUUUGGAAACACUUUCUACUAUAUUUUUGGUGUCUUCAUACUUCAAUAUUUAAUCAAGGGAGGCAUCCAAGCUCCAUCUUUUCUGAGUGUUAAAAUGGACACCAUUUUCUUGGUAAGUUGCUGUUGUGGAUUCAUGGCUCCAUAGAGAACAUUACUCCUCUGAUUCUCUCCCGACUGUGGAAUGAAUUUCCACGAACAAUGGCCAGGGGGAUUCAUUAUGCUCUGCUGCUACGCACGAGGAAUGGCUGACAUGUUGGUGGUUUAUUUUUAUUUUUCCUGUUUAAAUGUGCUUGUGUGAAGCUGUUUUUUUUUUUUCCAGGCAGCAACAGGACAUUGAACUAAAAGUGAUAAUUAGGACUUACUCUUUAGAAUCCCUGAGCUUUUAAUUACUUGUCUGAAGAGUGACCUGAAAAUAUUCAUUCUUGGGGAUGGGGGAGGGAGGGAACCAGUUGUGUUAUCAUUAAUGUAGAUCAGCUGCUUUGUUAUCUAGUCACUUCUCUCCUGUACAGUUUUUAUAUGUAGGUAGGGGUCAGAUUGAUGUUUAUAUUGUGGGUUUGUUUUUUUUUUUGGGUUGUAAAAUACGAAACACUUUGAAAGUCACUUAGAAUUUUUGUAUAUUUAAAUGUCAAGGUAAAUCUUACCAAAAUAUCUGCAAAUGGACCACGUUCAUUUAGCUCUUUAACGUUAAAAAUCAGGAAUUUGCAGCCAUUAGAUGCUGAUGCACCGUAAAUUAAUGCAUGGGAAAAUCCAGAUAUCUGCUGAUUUUCAGACAAUUUUCAGAAGCAAGACAGGAAUUCCAUGUGGGGAAGUAAACUCUUGCACUUUUUUUUUUUUGCACAGAUAGGUCUGUCAUUCUUUAAUGCCAGAUUUCACAUUAAUUAUCCAUUUAUUUAAAAGAGCUAAAAUAGUAGCAUUCAAGUUUUUUCAUGACAUACACUGAAGCCACCCUUCAUUGGAAAUAUUUUUCCAUGCUUUCUAAGCUUUUGAUAGUCUCUCAUAAGGUACUGUUUGAUAAUUAUUAGUUGAAACCACUUACAAAUAUAGGUAUAUGGUUGGACUUUUUUUUUUUGUAUACAGAUUACCAAAUCCUACUUUCAGGAUGGAUGCAAGUUAGGCACUUUGUAGUGAUGCAAAACGUUUAAGCCGCUUGUUCAUUACUUUAAAGAAUUAAUUCUGUGAUUCACUCUAAAUGAUAUUUAUGUGCUCUAAAAUAAUUUGUACCCCUCAAAUGAACAAAGAAUCAAUUUAAACAAA